Messenger RNA from Onthophagus taurus, 1054 nucleotides. RefSeq lists its product as uncharacterized. Lineage: Eukaryota; Metazoa; Arthropoda; Insecta; Coleoptera; Scarabaeidae. The record is from RefSeq and is a predicted model, not a curated record.
UGUCACCAUAUAAAAAGAUGACACGACUAGUUUUGGGUCCAUUUCGUUGAAAGAUAUCGCUGAUUUAACAUGCAUCUAAAAAUAUUUUUGGUGUUUCUUCUCCAUAAAGUUUCUUCUUCACCUAUCGGCCAACUAACCGGAUUAGACGCAAUAGAUGGCCCAUCCCCCAUAGAAAACCAAGACGACGACUCAGAAUCUUUCAUUAACGUCUUACACGUCAAUGAAAACGUACCCAAUGAAGUAACAAUUCCCGAUGACAUAAUAAACGACGUUACAAAUGACGAUCUCGAAGAAACUAACUGCGGAACAGAUAAACCAUUCAGAAUUGGGAUAUCCGUUGCAACAACCCCCAUGGAUGAAUUAACUACAACUGAAGAAAUUAAUUUUUCAACCGAAAGCACCACAAAAGAAGACAAAGUAGAUACAACAACCUUAAAAGUUGACGUGGAGGAAAAAACGGUUAAUAUCGGGUUUAAAAAAACCACCAUAACUGAAUCCCCUACUUGGAAAACUUCCACAGUAAGAAACAUCGAAGUUAUCACCGAAAAUAUUCCAACCACGCAAAAAUUAGAGGGAAGAUUUGGAAACGAUUUAAACACCACUUCAGAAAGAACCCCAAAAAAACUUGCACCGACAGAAUCCGAAAAUAACCCGCACGGGUAUCCACAAGCCAUAUUCAACGGCGUUUUUGCAAUCGGCAGAUCAGAUUUUGCCCCGGAAUCAUCAACAACCCCAAAACCGGGUAGUUUCGGAUCAUCGUUCCUAAAUUUAGCAAAAAAAUUCGACGCUCGUUACAAAUAUAAAUAUUCAUGGUCGUUUUCUGGUGUGGAAAAAACAACUCCUAAACCGCCAGAAAUUGACGGUCCUUUAUUUAAUCAAAAAUUUUUAGCUAAAUUAACAUCUUCCAACGAAAACAUUAAAUUAAACGCUACAAAUUUAUCCGAAACGGGAAUUUUAACAACGAAACCAUCCGAUUACAAAGGAUUAAACCUGUAUAAACCAACCAUUGGUACCUUUUUAUAAAAAAAAAAAACAAAAAUAAAAUUUUAAUUGA